GUGACGAAUUGAAGAAGUUACCACCGGGAAAUUACUACGUGGAUAGAAUUGAUGUGGAUGAGGAACGGGAGCUGGCGCGAGCCGCUGGAGUUGGCAAGUUGCCGUGUAUCGUUGUCGAGUCCCCAAAUGGGAGGAUGACGAGGCUGGAAGGUCUGAGGAGCGCUGAGGAUAUCAU
Molecule: messenger RNA, 175 nt
Organism: Perkinsus marinus ATCC 50983
Lineage: Eukaryota; Perkinsozoa; Perkinsida; Perkinsidae
Exons: 1
Source: RefSeq, a predicted model, not a curated record